Molecule: messenger RNA, 1263 nt
Organism: Lasiosphaeria miniovina
Lineage: Eukaryota; Fungi; Ascomycota; Sordariomycetes; Sordariales; Lasiosphaeriaceae
Exons: 4
Coding region: 1-1263 (420 amino acids)
Source: RefSeq, a predicted model, not a curated record
AUGACGACAUCUCCUGUCUCGGACUCAAGUUCCUGGCGAAGUCGACUGCUGUGCUCUUCCCGGUACUUGAAAUACUUCCGGCGUUGGGUAGGAGCUCGCCGUCGAUGCCGAGUCGGGGCAGACUACUUCCUAGUCCGAGAUCUCGAGACUGAGCACCAGAUCCUCCAAAACACCUGCGAAACCCAUCUCAAGGGAAUUGCCCCGGACUCUAGACUUGACGAGCUGAUAGAGAACCCCUUUUGCACUGAUUGGAAAGGAUUUGACGACCAAAUCCGCCUCUGGCUGUGGCGGUCGCAUAGUGCGUUCCAACAAAGACUGACGGAGAUGAUGCACGGUGCGACCAAGGAGCAGCAGCAGAUGCUGGCAAUCCAGGAAGACAGAAAGAUCAAACACCGCACCGGCUUUACACUCAAGAAGAAAGACUACACCAGCACCUUGACGAGAAUCAAAGAGGGAAACUCGGUUUUACUCAAGCUCACCCAGCAGAACAAUGAGCUGGAGCCCAGCAGGCGCUCUCGGUCUCAGGCCAAGGUGGCGCGACUCAUCCGCCAGCUCUCCCGCAGCACAGCAGUCGGCUGCUACGGGCUCGUCGCGGACGUCGAGCACAAAUUCGAGCUGUACCCCCAGCCAAAUCAGCCAGAAGCCCGCUCAUUCGUGACCCUUCGCCAAGUCCUCGAGGAGAGCGAGAAAGGCGGCCUCUCACCUCCCUUCGGCUACCCCGAGCAGCUGAAGCUAGCACUAGCUCUUUCCACCAGCGUCCUCCAUCUCUACAACACGCCCUGGCUAGCGAGGAUCGUGACUCUUGACGACGUCGUGUUUCUGCGGGAAACGUCCCUUAAUUAUCACAGCGCGUACCAGCCAUUCGUAGCUAAAGAUUUCCCACCGCAACCCAACUCGCAGCCACAACAAAUGCACCCUCCUCUCCCCGCGCGACUCAGGCCAGUGGACCUAACGGUUCUAUCCCUCGGCACGCUGCUGAUUCAAAUAAUCACGGGCCGGCGCAUAGCAGACCUGGACUUCGACCUCGGCGGUAGUAGUGGCAGCGGGACCGACCUGAACUCGGUGCUAUCCAAGAAAGAAGCAGCAAGCCAGCUGGCAGGCCCCGUUCUGCAGUGCGGCGGCAUGAACUACGAGAGCGCGGCGCAGUGGUGCCUAGGCAGCAUCCUCGGGGUGGCGGGUCUCGAGGACGACCACUUCUGCCAGGAUUUCUACGAGGGAGUCGUUGCGCGGCUCGAGGGGGACAGCAGGAUACAGCAGCAGUGA